UUUCGAUCACUUUUUCUUAUCAUCCCCUUUAAAUAACCCCAAAGCCUCACCAAAGCCUCGCUCACCACUCCUAGCUUUCUCUCGAUCUCAUCGACAUCUCUCUCUCGUAAUCUCCAAUUUCGAAAUGGCUGACAAGAAGAUUAAGAUCGGAAUCAACGGUUUCGGAAGAAUCGGUCGUUUGGUGGCUAGAGUUAUCCUUCAGAGGAACGAUGUUGAGCUCGUCGCUGUUAACGAUCCCUUCAUCACCACCGAGUACAUGACAUACAUGUUCAAGUAUGACAGUGUUCACGGACAGUGGAAGCACAACGAGCUCAAGGUUAAGGAUGAGAAAACACUUCUCUUCGGUGAGAAGCCUGUCACUGUUUUCGGCAUCAGGAACCCUGAGGAUAUCCCAUGGGGUGAGGCCGGAGCUGACUUUGUUGUGGAGUCUACUGGUGUCUUCACUGACAAGGACAAGGCUGCUGCUCACUUGAAGGGUGGUGCCAAGAAAGUUGUCAUCUCUGCACCAAGCAAAGAUGCUCCCAUGUUCGUUGUUGGUGUCAACGAGCACGAGUACAAGUCUGAUCUCAACAUUGUUUCCAACGCUAGUUGCACCACCAACUGCCUUGCUCCACUUGCCAAGGUUAUCAACGACAGGUUUGGAAUUGUCGAGGGACUCAUGACCACCGUCCACUCUAUCACUGCUACCCAGAAAACUGUUGAUGGUCCAUCAAUGAAGGACUGGAGAGGUGGAAGAGCCGCAUCCUUCAACAUCAUUCCCAGCAGCACCGGAGCUGCCAAGGCUGUCGGAAAGGUGCUUCCCCAGCUCAACGGAAAGUUGACCGGGAUGUCCUUCCGUGUUCCCACCGUUGAUGUUUCAGUCGUUGACCUCACGGUCAGACUCGAGAAGGCUGCAACCUACGACGAAAUCAAGAAGGCUAUCAAGGAGGAAUCUGAGGGCAAGCUAAAGGGAAUCCUUGGUUACACCGAGGAUGAUGUUGUCUCAACUGACUUCGUUGGUGACAACAGGUCUAGCAUCUUUGACGCAAAGGCUGGAAUCGCGUUGAGUGACAACUUUGUGAAGCUCGUGUCGUGGUAUGACAACGAAUGGGGUUACAGUACCCGUGUGGUCGACUUGAUCAUCCACAUGUCCAAGGCCUAAAGCUCUCAAGAUCUACGAUGAUGUAAUGGUGUCGUAAUUUGUCGUUUUCGAAUAAGAUUUCUUUGGGCUAUGAGACCUUUUAUUUUCCUUUGGCUUUUUCUCCUUUCACGUGACGUGAUGAGAAGUUUGUAGACCGGUUGUUGUUUUUCUACUUAAGGCCUUUGAUGCAUCAUGUUUUAUCAGCUUUGAAUCCUAUCUUCAUCUAAACCUCAUAAUUCGUAAUAUCAAAUGUCCUUUUAUC
Messenger RNA from Raphanus sativus (radish), 1382 nucleotides. RefSeq names its product glyceraldehyde-3-phosphate dehydrogenase, cytosolic. Gene Ontology annotation, molecular function: oxidoreductase activity, acting on the aldehyde or oxo group of donors, NAD or NADP as acceptor; NADP binding; NAD binding. The coding region runs from base 125 to 1141 and encodes 338 amino acids. NCBI's taxonomy places the organism in Eukaryota, Viridiplantae, Streptophyta, Magnoliopsida, Brassicales, Brassicaceae. The record is from RefSeq and is a predicted model, not a curated record. The transcript has 9 exons. Gene Ontology annotation, biological process: glucose metabolic process.